UCCAAGGCUGAUUUGGUGGUCAUACACCAGUCGAGCUAGAGCUGUGACGCCGCCAGACGAGACAGCAUGUCAUUGGCUGCUUUCCUUCGCUCUCAUUCUACGUUGCGGUUGCCCAAUGUUUUUGGCUUGCUUGUUAGAUGGUAUGAUCGGCAGCCGUUGCAUCCAGAAUGGACAGAGCUGGCAAAGAAACAACUGAAAGGAAAAGACCCUGAAAGUACCCUGACAUGGCGUACAGCAGAGGGCAUAGACGUCAAGCCUGUCUACACCAAGAGGGAUACAGCAUCUUUGGAGGAGGAACUACCGGGUAAGUUUCCAUACACCCGAGGACCGUACACGACCAUGUAUGCUCAAAGACCGUGGACUAUAAGACAGUAUGCAGGGUUUAGUACCGUCGAAGAGAGCAAUAAAUUUUACAGACAAAAUCUGGCUGCUGGACAACAGGGACUGAGUGUGGCAUUUGAUCUGGCCACUCACAGAGGGUAUGAUUCAGAUAAUCCUCGUGUUCACGGUGAUGUUGGUAUGGCUGGUGUUGCUAUUGAUUCCAUUGAAGACAUGAAGGUCUUAUUCGAUGGAAUACCUCUCAACAAAAUGUCAGUUUCGAUGACAAUGAACGGUGCAGUUCUGCCAGUCAUGGGAAUGUUCAUUGCCACAGGACUAGAACAGGGGGUCAAACUUGAUGAACUAUCAGGCACCAUUCAGAACGACAUCUUAAAAGAAUUCAUGGUUCGGAACACUUACAUCUACCCACCUGAGCCAUCCAUGCGAAUUAUCGCUGACAUUUUUAAGUACACGGCGAAGAACAUGCCUAAAUUCAACUCAAUAUCAAUAUCUGGAUAUCAUAUGCAAGAGGCGGGAGCCACUACCGUACUUGAAAUGGCAUACACGAUAGCCGAUGGACUGGAGUACUGCAGAACAGGACUGGAGGCCGGUUUGGAUAUUGACGAUUUUGCUCCUCGUUUGUCAUUCUUUUGGGGUAUUGGCAUGAAUUUUUAUAUGGAAAUUGCCAAAAUGCGUGCAGCUCGUCGUUUGUGGGCGAGUCUUAUGAGGCAAAAGUUUCAACCGAAGAAAGCAAAGUCCCUCCUUCUCAGAGCUCACUGUCAGACAUCUGGAUGGUCGCUGACUGAACAGGAUCCAUACAAUAACAUCAUUAGGACGACUGUUGAGGCUAUGGCUGCUGUCUUUGGUGGCACACAGUCACUGCACACGAACGCGUUUGAUGAGGCUCUCGGUCUUCCUACAGUUACGAGUGCUCGUGUAGCUCGUAAUACACAGAUCAUCUUGCAAGAGGAGACUGGCAUUCCAAACAUUGCUGAUCCAUGGGGUGGCUCAUACAUGAUGGAAAGUCUGACAAAUGAGAUCUACAAUGCUUCAGAAGCUAUUGUACAAGAGAUUGAAGAGAAGUACGGAGGUAUGGCCAAUGCUGUAGCAGAGGGAAUACCGAAGUUAAGAAUCGAAGAGUGUGCAGCUAAGAAACAAGCUCGUAUUGACUCAGGACAAGAGAUUAUUGUUGGCGUGAAUAAGUACAGACCGGACCACGAAGAGACAGUGGACGUUCUCACAAUCGAUAACAGUGCUGUCCGAGCAGAGCAAAUCGCCAAACUUAACGACCUCAAACAAUCAAGAGAUGAAACAAAGACUACUUCUUGUCUUAAUGCUAUCACCGAAUGUGCAAGGAGUGGCAAUGGUAAUCUUCUGGAGCUCUCCGUGCAGGCAUCUCUGGCACGUUGCACAGUCGGAGAGAUAUCAUAUGCAAUGGAGAGAGUGUUUGGACGGCACGUUGCCAUGACAAGAGUCAUCAGUGGUGCUUACAGUGCCGAGUAUGGAGAUGCAAGCGAUUUUACUGAGGCACGGAAACGAGUAGAGGCUUUCAGAGAGAAUGAAGGUCGUGGCCCUCGUCUUCUAAUUGCCAAAAUGGGUCAAGACGGUCACGAUCGAGGGUCUAAAGUGAUUGCUACUGGUUUCGCUGAUCUUGGCUUUGAUGUUGAUAUCGGACCACUUUUUCAGACUGCAGCCGAAGUUGCUCAACAAGCUGUCGAUGCUGAUGUUCACGUCGUUGGUGUUAGCUCUCUUGCUGCUGGUCACAAGACACUCGUUCCUGAGUUGAUCGAGCAUUUGAGAAGUCUUGGGAGAAGUGACAUUUUGCUGGUUUGCGGUGGUGUGAUACCUCCUCAAGACUAUGACUUCCUCUAUAAAGCAGGCGUUGCCAGCAUCUUUGGUCCAGGAACGAAAAUACCAUCUGCUGUGGUUGAAGUUGUUGAUAAGAUUGAGCAACAAUCACAGCAGCCACCAAAGAGGCAAACGGGAACCAUCUGAGAAACACUCAAUUGUGCAUGAUGAUGUAUGCAUAUUAUUAGGGUUUUAUCAUGUUGUUGUAGACAUUGUGAGAAGAUUAAUUAAAUCUCUAGACUACCAGA
Molecule: messenger RNA, 2414 nt
Organism: Corticium candelabrum
Lineage: Eukaryota; Metazoa; Porifera; Homoscleromorpha; Homosclerophorida; Plakinidae
Product: methylmalonyl-CoA mutase, mitochondrial-like
Exons: 20
Coding region: 67-2313 (748 amino acids)
Cellular component (GO): cytoplasm; mitochondrion
Molecular function (GO): metal ion binding; cobalamin binding; methylmalonyl-CoA mutase activity
Source: RefSeq, a predicted model, not a curated record